CUUGACCUAUCCUUAAGGACCAAGGACAGCAUCACACUGUGAUUUACCAAUUUCUUUUCCUCUUUUAUUGUUAACAUACCUAGGUUCCUGCCUGGAGGAUUUGGUGAUCCCCUGCUACUAGACACGGAAGCUUGUUAAGCGCAAGCUUCUUCUAUUCCGUCCACAACCAUUUGAUCCAUUUGGACAAGUGAACAUGUCGCGGCAUAUUGUAAAUUUGACCUUGUCGGUUCGGUUGACCUGCUUGAUUAUUUUGUCGUAUUCAACGAGUCAACAUAAUGUCUGUCCCUCCCCCACCACCUCCUCCUCAGAUUAAAUCUAUCAGGCCACCACCAAAACAGGCCUGCGACUCUUCGGGUCCGGCGUUUUUGGCUGAUAUUAGGGCCGGCCGAACUCUUAGAAAAGUUCCAGAUUCUGAAAAGAAGGAUAGGAGUGCUCCUCUUGGGUCGAAACCAACAGAUCAAAAUAAUGAAGACAGUGCUUCAGGUCUACCAGCACCUGCUAGUGGAAAUCUCCCACCUGUUGGUCUUUCAAAUAUUUUUGCAAAUGGUGUACCAAAAUUGAAAUCUGUUAGUUCGGCAGAUGUUGGGCGUAAUAAUACGGUGCAGAAUUUAUCCACAAAACCAUCUAGUUAUGGGCACGUGAAAAGUCCUGCGCCUCCCCCUCCCCCUCCCUUAUCUCCGUCUACUGCAGCGUCUGUAGCUCAGAAUAACUACUCGUUGUCAACUACUCCUUAUACGCUUUAUCAACAUUCGGCUCCAACGGCAAAUAAUAAUGCUACAGUAAGCAAGACUUCUUCAUUCAUUUAGUUUUACGCUGUAAACCUCUUAUUGUUAUAAUAUGGAUGACUUUAGAAAUAUUCGGUCAUUUUUCCUGUUUGUUGACUUGUAGUGUAAUUAAAACUUAAUACAUGCGAUUAUAUAUUAUGUUAAGUAAAGUACCAAACUAGUCUGAGAUUGAACUUUUUUCUAGUUAUUAAAGUAGCUGAAUAGUGUCUUUAGAUAGUUAGCAGUAAAGUGGAAUGAAUUUUACGAGAGUUAUAAGGUUCGCUAACUUAUCAGAUAUAUGGUAAUGUUUUAUGAUUAUUUCGUAUUCUUAUGCUUUAAAUCACAAACUGAUCUUAGUUGGGCCACUGCUAAAAGCUUGGAAACACUGAACGGUCGUUUCGUCUUAGUGUGGGACUCGCCAGCGUCCUGAAGGUUAAGCAUCCUCGUGUGAGACCGAGCGUCCUGGGUUAGAUUCCCGGGUGCGAGGUCGUCAAUGGGCACUGCUGCAACGUCUCAUAAUAAGACUAAACAGUCAUCCAGUGCUCCCUGGUUUUUAGUGAUUGUAUGACUAAGAUUAGUUCGUGAUUUAAACUAUGAAAAUUCCACAACCUCCACAAAAUCCUAUGCUGAUAUUUCAUGUUUAUAAUUUAUCUGAGUGGGGUAUUUAAGCGUGUUGGUGAGUUUUCAUCUAAUUGGUUUGUCACAUUAGCUCCAACAAAACGCAACGUAAUCACUUCAAACAUCCAAAGGAAUUACGACCCUAAUCAUUAAUAGGUUUACUAACCGUUAUCGCUUUGGGUCUUCGAGACGUACAUACUCCUCCCUCCUCUUGCCGUGUACUGCACAACGGUGAUUGGGAUAGUAUUAUUAUCGGGGAAAUUUUUUGGUUAACAAAUGAGGACAUGAUAUUGACCUGCGAAGUGAUUGACUGAUGGGCUGAACCACAUUUAUAAUUUCAAGUCUACUUGAGAUCCACAGGACAGUCCUAAUAAGUGGUUAGUAAGGUUAAGUGACGAUUCAAAAUGGUCUCGAUGGGUUGAGUUUAUUUAAAUAUAUCACAUGUCAUAUCAGGGUCAAAUGGUAGGUUGGAAAUCGUAGGCAGGAUACACUGUUGUAGGAUGUGUUGAUUACUCCUCUAGUAAAGUUCUCAACCUAUAUGUUCUCGUCAGGGUUGAAGGAAAAUAUGUAUAUUUACUCAUAAUUCAUGUACAUUUUAUUCAGGUUGCCAACCACUGCCCCUUAGUUAUUUCUAGUUCCCUUACGUGGCAGAUUUGAUAAAUCGUAUAAGAGGCGCGUGUAUAUGUACCCAAAUUAGACAACCGUGAAACGUUACGGAUCACAAUGUGGUAAAUGUUUACGUUCUUGACUUUCUUCUUCGAAAUUCCGAGCUUAGCAUCAUUUCAUACUUUAAAAUGUUUCUGACACUAUUUUACAUCAUCUAUGUUUUUCAUUCUGUUAAUUUUCUGUUUCACUGCACACUGACUUGUGAGGUAUGACACAAAUAACUGAUACAAACAUUUGUGCUAGGUCCCACAUUAGUGAUGACUGACAGUAGGAAAUCAGUAGAGUAGUUUGAUAGUUGUAACGGUCAUGUAAAAUAGUUUAGAUGCUAUUUGUGCUGGCCGGUUCACUUUAGCAUGUACGUGGAGAUCAUUCUCAAGGGUCUUUUUUGAAUGGUGUGGGGUAAACCGAAUAAACUGAAAUGUGAACAUGAGCCAAGCAAAUUGAAUGGUUUAUGUAGUGUACACAUCAUAAACCAAUUAGAUCGAUUGUCAUUUUCCGUUUGUCUUUCGCAGCUGCUACCUUGAUGUGGUGGUCGAGGAUACAUAUCAUAGUGAGCUAAUCUAUUUAGAUUGGCUGGAACAUUCGUUCCUUUAGGUCCUACCAUGCCAUGCAGGUUGGUUGGAUAGUGGUUAGACUAAAAGCAGCAAACUCAUGCCCCGAGAGCGAAGUUUUGUUACUGACUGUAUAGCAGUGUAACGGCCAAACAAACAACAUCUACUAUAUAGCCUUCUCACAAUAGAAAGAAGGGGUUAGGAAAUGUUGGUCAUAAAAAUGUUGCACUUUGCCUUGACUCACAGAUUUAUUUCUCCGAUAGUGAGGGCCUAAACCAAUGGAGCUGACUCAUCCAGAACUACUAAAAGAAGACAGUGUGUGACCGCCCUUAAACAGUAAUCCUUUUGGCUCUGGAGUAAUGCUCCUAAGUCGCUAACACCAAUAUUAACCCGGUUUACUUUCUAGGUUCAUUUAUAAGAGAUAUUCAUUCAGUAUGGGCACCGGGGAAGUAAUAAUCGCCCUCAUACCUCCAACAGCAAAUACGAUCACCUUGUUCAUAAUCAAACCCUAUCUCCUUGUCACCUAUAUCCCACAUCAUCAUAACGAAAAAGGGAAUUAACAAAUUAAGAAAAAGAGACGAAAUAAUUGUAAUUGCUAUGGUAGGCUCAUCGUGAUGAAUACAGUUAAAGAACGAAUAAAUAAGGUUGAUAAAUGGAAAGUUAGAAAUGAUACUUAACCCCAAUAUUUGUAGAAAGAUACAGAAAAUGAAAUGUAAUUAUUCCACUGUGCAACCGAGGUUUCCCCAUUUAACUUAAAUUGCAUACUUUUUGAUAUGUUUUGUCCCAUCAGCCAAUGAAUUCCGUAAACUGAUUUUGAGAUGAUGGAGAAGAUUUGUAGCUCAGGUGGAUGAUUUUGGUCGAGUUUUGUUCUCUGAGCUGGAUGGUUUGGUCGCGGAGCUUUCGUCGUUCUUCUGAACGACAUCAUCAGCACAAACUUCAGAUAGAAGUGAAGUGUUCGAAUCUCUCCAUAUGCGUUUCACAGCUUGUUCUGUACACCUCGACGUUGAUUGGUUCUUACUGAAGUUUGUGCUGAUAAUCUCGUUCAGAAGAACGAUGAAAGCUCCGCAACUAAACCAUCCAGCUCAGAGAACAAAACUCCAUCAAAAAGUAAACUGAUUUGUUGUCUUGACUUGUAUGUCUGUAGAUAUUUCGUUGCAUGCCAUAAUAUACCAUCUAAUGUUGCAUAUCAGACAUUGCUUGCUACUUCAUUUAAUUAUUCGCUAGAAUAUUUUUAUUACUUCAAUUAUUGGUGCUUUUCCAAGUUAUGGUUACAUUUUUAAAACAAACUUUUCAUUCAAAAAUGAAGUGAACUAAUUUCUCACAAUAAAACUAUGCAAUAAAAAAAUACACGAGAGAAGAAAACAAAAACAGUAAACCUAAAAGCAAAUGUCAAACUGUGCUAGGGUUUACAGUCUUUGAAUGCUGCGUCACAUUGAACAAUAACAAAAUUCAGUAGAUUAAUUAGGUCAUUUAAAUGUAAAUACAACUAGACUUAGGAACAGAUGACAUUUAUGUAAAUCUAUUGUACUUUAAAAUGAGUCUUCGUCUGCAUAACUGUAUGUAUGAACAUGAAUUCCUACAUGUUAUUCAGAUAAUAUUUACUUUUAAUUAAUAUUAUAUCAUGACUUAUCACUGAAUUAGUGAUCGAUCGUCUCAUUACCUCUUGAACUAAUUAAAGCUAGACAUGUAAAUCAUUCUAUAUCAACUCAACUGUCUAGAUGGUGACACGCUCACUAUAAAACCUACAAGUCUUACGUUCGACCCCUGAUAUAGUUUCAGGUUCACACUACUCAGUAAUAAUCCCAUACUAGAACUAGGCAGCUGUUUAAUACUCAAUGACUUUCGGUGACACUCUUCAUCUGAAAUCAAUCUGUAACAGAUACAACGUACAAAUUAAAAUUCAUCUUCACGAGACCUUUCAACCAAAAUUGAUAUGUUUUUUUGUACUAGGGUAUCAUUACAAGGCUUUUGUCAUACUUCUCCAGAUAAUCAGUUCAUUUGAAUUUCUGAUUGUAAUAGUAGUUCCUGCUGGUCAAUGGAAGGUGUCUUUUUGGUUAUUUUAAGAAGUAAUUAUUAUUUAUUAUCCUACUUUUGCAAUUGUAGUUUAGUGUUUUGUGUAUUCGAUUUCUGAUGUGGAUAAUAUUUUACUCAAUAAACCUAUCUAAUUACCCCCCUCUUCGGUUUCCAAAUAUUUACAUGGUUGCUGGAUUCAACGUCUUGGUGCUCGAACACCCUGUUUUUUUAUGGGAUGUGUGUGAACAGUUUGCUUCACCUUUCAAAAUGUUUAUUAUCAUCAUUUCUAGGCAGAAUACAUAUAUUCACUUUUCUUAAUCUACUCCUGUCAAACUAACUAACAAUUUCAUUAAUAAUUAUCAUAACAAUAGCCAUAUAUAUAUAUAGUUUAAGGAAUAUAUACUCGUGUGGUUUUUAUUCCUCACUGUCUAACUAAUGAUAGUUUAUAUUAAAUUGCGGUACGCUUUAUUACCUAAGUAACUUAGUUUGAUUGCACAAGAUAUAUGUUUACAUCUUUUCGCUCUCCCUAAUAACUAUGCACUGUUGUUUUUUGGAUACAUCUAAAUUCACUUGCGCUUAGUGUGUGUGUAUGUGUAUACUUAUUCAGCCAAUUUAUCUGUCUACAUUUGUGUGUGAAGGCCGUUCGUAAUGGAUCAUCAGUACCAGCACCGGCAGCGGCUCCUCCGCCCCCAACUCCUGCCAGACCGUCGAUUUCAAAGAGCAAUUCUAAUUCUUCGUCUCACAAUAAUAAUAAUAGUUAUCCUAGGUACAGUUUUUAUAAAAAACCAUCUGAAGAUAAUCAACCAACACCACCUGUUGUUCCAAGUUCACCUGUACAAGUUAUAAUGCUUUCUUCAAUACCAGCAUCAUCAACAUCGUCAGCAUCACCCUCAUCACAACCAACACGAGUAACUCCUCUUCAGUUAGGAAGUGCAGCUAAUGUACAUGAAAAUAACAUUAAUGUUAGUAAUAGUAAUAAUACUGUUAAUAAUCUGAAUGGUACUACUACUACUACUAUACCUCCACCUCCAUCUGGACGUUCUCCACGACGGAAACAAAGUAGUUCAAAUCGAUAUCAGGUAGGUAGUUGUGUGCAUAAAUCUAUCUGUCUAUACGGUUUUUUUUCCUUUUAGUUACAAACCUUUUUUUUUAAAAUCGUUUUUAACAGGAUAAAAUUUCAUAACUUAUGUCGAUAUAUAUAUAUAUAUGUUUCACUUCGUCGUUGUUGAUUCCGCUUCUUUCUUCACUUAUUGUAUUGUAUACUUGAUUGUUUGUUGAAAAAACAACAUUCCAUUUUAUUGGUGUUCACGAUUUACACAUUUUUGUUGUUGUUGUUAAAUAUUACGGCUUUACUUACAAACAACAGUACAGUUUUGAUUUGUGUGAUUUCUUUCCUUUUGCAGUGUGCAUUUAAUGCAGUUCAUUAACCGAUAACGAAUAAUAUUAAAUUUUUGACUGAUAUUUCAAUUGACAAGUUGACGUGCAUCUGAUGUUUCUGUUUUGUUUUAUUCCGACAUAAAGCGCGCCGGCUCAACAAACUCAGAUGUAAAUGGUAUACCUGUUGGUCAAUCAACUAAAGUGAUACGUAUUUCAUCAAAUAUUAAUGGAAGCUUAACUGAUUUGCCAUGUGCACCAUCUAAUAUAAAUCCAUAUUUACCUUCAUCUGUGUAUGAUAUGAACAAUUAUACAAUGAAUUCACGUGCACAUCCAACACCACCGCCUCCACCACCACCACUUCAACAACCAUCAUUAUCUUCAAUGGACAAUUACAAUUAUGAUAAUAAUAUCACUAGUCUUGUUCGUCAUUUUGAAAGUCGUUUUACUUUUCCUGAUAUUGGAAGUGUUCCUGUUCCAAAAUCAUAUCAUGGUCCUAAAACUUAUCGUGUUGGUAGUAUUAAUAGUAGUAUGAAUAACAGUAAUAACAUCAACGACAAUUACCGUAAUCAAGGUAAGCUUAUUUAUGUGAUUAGAUUUCCCUUAAUGGUUAACUUAACUAUAUUCAAUUGACUCAUGAUCUCAACUGUUAAAAUUACUAUAAUAUCCACAAAACCCUCCUGAUAUUAAUCAACAUAUGCUCACUAGUGACUGGCUUCAAGAGGUAUUUCGUGGAGUUCUAUUGAGAAGCCGUGACCAGUGGGGUUCAACCGGGUCAAUUGCGAGAUAGUAACUCACUAAAAACAAUGGUGGAUGUGUUUCUCAAUUUCGUGGAUUAGUUGAGGCUAGACAUUAACACCGUUGGAUGCCGGCUUAGUGGUCUAAUGGUUAAGCGUUCGCGCGCAAGACCGAAGGCCUUGGGUUCGAAUCCCGCCAUCAGGAUCGUGGAGUCUCAUACUAGGACGAAACGUCCGUCCAGUGCUUCCAGAUUUUCCAUCGUGGUCUGACAUCAAUUGAUUCAUGGUCUCAAUCAAAAAAAGGAAUUCUUUCAGUUAAAGAAGUCCCUCCUACUUUUAUGAAAAAACGUCAGGUAAAAUUACUGUACGAUCACGACUAACUUCUAUUCUAAGCUUGAUAACGUCUCAAGUCACCUUGUAACACUAUGUCUAAAACCCCAACUAGGGUAUCGUGAAGGGCUGAUAGAUGACAGUUCUGUACAGUUUUCUUUCAUAUCAUGGUACCAUGUCAUAAACUGACCAUCUCACUGCUUUCUCCAACCAGUCCCAGGGUUGGCGGCUAAUACACGAUAUGGAAUUCACUGGGACGACAUUUUAAGCACACGUUCAAAUAACAGAAACUUGUUUUUCAGGAUAGUGACACUAAUCAAAUUGUCGUCACUGUACCCCAGCACACAUUAACGAAAUUCUACAUCACUGACAUGGUAUUGUUACUGAAUGUCAGCAAUCCUUCAGAGACGACGAUGAUCAAAUACAAAGAGUUGUCUGAAUCGUCGACUCGGAGAGGCUAGACUUCUUGAUCAAUAGGAAACUGACGUGAUUUAGGUUUCAUGGUAGGCGGCAAUCGUCAACAAGUUUGUGUGUUUAGUAACAAUGAAGAAACCGAUACUCCACAUUGUAGAAUUCAAACUCACAACAUUAAAUGUCACAAUAAAAAUGGAUGUUCAAGUUGUUUGUCUCAGGUUGUAAAUAAGUAACUUGUUUAAUAAACCUAAAAUUCAGCAAUAAAAUGAGGCACACAAAAUAAUGUGAAGGAAAAAAUGAGGGUGGGGGAAUAUAAUGAAGAAAAGAGUGAUGGAACAACAAUAGUGUGUAUUAGAUGAUACAGUUCAGUUAACGACAUAAUCAAAUUAAUUGAGUUACUCUGCGUUUUACAAAGAGUGUAAAAAAGAAUUUCAUCAGAACUCAUCAAAUGAUUCUAUUUUGAGUCAUGUAUAUUAACGUUUUAAGUCACUGAGUCAUACUAUCUUUAGAACCCAAUCUUAGGAGUUGUAGUAGAUCAACAGAUGUCAGUCCUAUAUAUCUAUCCUUCAUAACAGUUUCAAGUUAUCAACUGAUCACCUGGUCCCUAAAUGCCCUGGUAUGACUGAGGGUGGGGAAAGUCAGCUCUCCCUCUCGAAAUGCUCUCACAUGGCCACGUGCAUACAACCACUGCCAGGGAAGUUUUACUCACUGCCUUCUUGUGGCGGGGGUGUUGUUUACAAAAUUUAGAGGAUGAAAAGCGAACGUUCGACGCUUUAAUGGGGUUAGUGGACACGGAGAGUCCACCUAGGGUAGUUGGAAAACUGUGAUUCCAAACUAAUGGUGCACAUGGGCUCCAGUAUCCUGAAGGAACAAAUGGCGUAUGAACCAAUUGUUGGUCACCGACCACAAUGGGACUGCAUCUCCUUACGUUUCUCCACUGUCUUGUAGAUCAGACCUUUAAGUUGAAGGUUCCGAGUGUGGCCCCCUAAGAAAACCAUCUACUUCGGUUGGACUGUUUUCAUAUAAUUUUCAAUGUAUAAUUAAUUCCCUAUGUUGAUUUUUAUAUAUUUCUCUCUCUGUCUCUCUUCAAUUAUAGUGCCUUAUCGAGUGGCUCCUGCAGCACCAAGAAAUUACUAAAAACUCUUCUUUGACUUGAAUCAAUUUUUAUGUUUUUUUUUAAAAUCUUUCAAAUUCGAUUGACAACAAAUAAAUGGCAAAAAUAUUUACCUGUAUUUGGUGUGUUCCCUUGCCGAUUUCAAUACUACUAAGAAUAGUAGUAUAUAUAUAUAUAUAUAUAUAUAUAUAUAUAUAUAUAUAGUGAUUCAUAAAAGAAAACCAUUCAUACAAAUUACAAAUUGUGAUUAAUUCUAAUUUCCCUUGACUGACUUCUCCUCUUUUUCUGUACUGUUCAUUUUAUUUUCUUAAUUGAGGUUGCUUUUUUUGAGAGACAGAGAGAGACAAAUUGUUUCUAUCCUUCUGCUUUUUCUUUUACAAUACUACAUUUUCCAUGCUUCAAAACAGCGUAUUGUACACAAGUACUACUGGCGUCCGUACAUAUAUAUAUAUAUAUGUGCGGUACAUCUUGUGUACUUUUAGUACCAGUAAUAAUAAUAAUAAUAAUAAUAAUAAUAUUGGCAGUCUCAAUAGUAUCCCCUUUCCAUUUAUUUACUAAUCCUAUAUCUUCAUCAUUUAGUUCAAGUUGUAUCUGUUUGAGAAAAAACAAACAAACAAACAAACUAUAAACAGAAUAGUCUGUGAUCUAGAAGAGUAAUUCUUCACUUAUUCAAGUAUAUUCUCAUAUAUACACAUAUAUACGCCAUAUAUAGAUAGAUAGAUAGAUAGAUGUAAUGAUUGACAUCACGGAAACGUCUUCCAUUCUAUCCCAUCAGAAACUUGUCAUACAAUCUGUGUUUCAAUUGUUGUUGACUUGUUUUCCUUUUUUAUAAAAGACUUCUUGUUUUACACUUCUUAUUGCUAUCAUUAUUUUAUUACGUAAUAUGUAUUGUUUCAUGUAAUAUUCAUUGAGAAAAAGGUACAAACGACUACCAGUGUUGUGUUCAUGAGGAUCAGUAUCCAGAAGACCACGACGAUUCAUAAGAAAUAAUAAUAAUAAUAAUAAUAAUAAUAAUAAUAAUAAUAAUAAUAUUUUCUUUCUUGUUUUUUAUGUCUUUUGUUUUUCGUUUUGGCUUUUAAAUUAGUCUUUUUUUGAAAAAAUUGCCAGCUUAGUUUAGUUUUGUUAUUGCAUUUAGUUUUCUUUUUUUUCUUGUGUGGGGAGAUGAAGUGUGGGUUAGGAUGUGAAGGAAAAUUGGAAGAAUUUACACUUGUGUUCUAUUCUGUUCCUUCGCCUCACACAUCAUUCCCAAGUUGUUUCACAUACUUGAAUGAUGAGUAUGCAUGGAAUGUUGUUUGAGUCUUUAGUUUUAUGGUGUAAAUCACAGAGAGGAAACAUUGGAUAGAUUUUUCAUCCUAGAAUAGGAACUAUUCAACAACUGACUAGUUUCGAAAUGUAAAUUCCAGAGUUCUGAUAGGAAACUGUAACCAGUGGAGUUCAACUAUGCCUGGUGUGAGGCAGUGAACCACCAAUGAUAUUGGAAAAUUGUUGGAUCUGUUGCAGUUGCAAAUGUAAACUAAUAUAUGCUGAUUCACUGGUUUAAAGAUUAAGUGUCCAUCGACAAACCCAUGAGUCCCGUGUCCGAACCCUGGUCUUUUUGUGUUUGAGCACCACUGAGGGGUUCCAAACUGGGACGAAAUAACUGUCCAAUGCUUGCUGGUUUUCAAUCGUUGUUUUACUAUGGUUGCUUUGUGUUAUAAACCAAAAAAAAAACAAUCUCUUCAUGCGAAUAAAAUCAAUCAACUAUGAAACAUACUAUCAGGAUUACUCUUUUUAUCUAGCCUUCACAUAAGUUAAAGCUUUGUGGCUAACUUUCUAGUGCACUAGCAUUGUACACAAUCGCUUAAAUGGAGCUCAUGUUGAACUUUUGUGUUUUGGUUCACUUGGAGAAUUAAAUAGCUUUUAGUUGGCAAUUCAUUUUUUUGUAAAUGGUCACCAAAAAUUUUGCUACCCUUGUUUAAGCUAGAUGUUCUAAUUGCUCAGCCUUCGUUGUUUCGGUGAAUAUCAUUUGUGUCUUACUUCAUGUAGUGAUUUUUUAUCACUUAACAGAAGAGUUUUGUCUCUUGAUCUUGUCUCAGCUGAAUAUGAAAAUGAUCAAACAAUGAGUAGAUAAAUAAAUGACCAGUUCGUAGGUUCUGUUUGUCAGGGACUGAUCUUUGUUAGGUCACCCACAGGGAAUGAGAUGUGAUUCGUAGGGUUCAAACAUUUCGGGAGUGAAACAGUGGUCACUAUCGUCACUAGAUAGACGUUGCACUAUAUCUCACAUUGAGGAAAGUCGAAAUCAUACCAUUAAAAGCUGGUUCAAUGUUUAUUGUGAUUAAACAUUCAAUUUAAGACCUGAAGGUCCUCAGUUGGAUUCCUGAUGGGAUCAUAGUUGUACAAUUCUGUGGACUAUCAUUCCAAGGCGAAACAGCUAUAUAAAGCUUCCUGUUUUGCAAUGGUAUCUCAAUUAAGAGCAAUCUGCUCCGAAAACAACCUAUGAAUUCAAUCUUUACAAAACGUAAUAAACUAGCUUUUUUAUUCAGAUUCUUUGUUUCGAUAACAAUUAGACUCAUUAAAUUCAAUCACACUAGUUACUUUAUCUAAAUAUAAUGACUUAUUGUGAUAAGAGAAUUAUCUUCAGUUUAUCUUAUGUCAAACAGGAAUAAUCAUGUAUGAACCAUAAUAGGAUUAAUGGAGUGUUUUAGAAUAAUCGAUUUGUAGAUGACCCUCAUAAUUACUCUCGGAAAGAAUUAGUUUUAUCAAACAAAAGUUACAUACAUUGUUCAAGGUUCAUUAGUGGUAUAAAAUGAGUAUUCAUAACUGUAUCUUUCCCCAGGCUUUAUAUUGCAUAGUUUCAUUUUACCAAACGGAAACCGUACUGUCAAAGUUAUAAAUAAGAUCCUUAUUUAGGGUUUUAAAAGUACUGGAUACAGCCAUUUUCAAGCAGAGUUGGAUAAUGGUUGGCAGUUGAGUCUGGUACGUGCAAUUCUUCCUAUUUGAGGCUCGUCAGCCGGAUGUUUAUCCGCCCGUGUCCAUGUUCUUUUUGGGACUCGAACCCAGUGUUCUACUUUGAACGUCUAGCACACUGUCUACUUAGUCUUCGAGUUCAAAUAGCCACUAGCUUGUGUAACAUUAUAUACAAUGUUUAGGGGGUAACAAAUAAUCUAAUUGGUUAGAAAAAAACCUGAUUAAAGAGUGGCACACCCUCUAUCGUUCCUUGGUCUGAUGACAAAAAGUUGCGUGAUACUGGCCUUAGACAAUUGUCUCUUGGGCUCUGUGAUCAUGUUAUACUAUUGAUGAAACUAGCAAUACUAAUACUGUUUUUUAUUCAUAUCCGCCAAGAAAAAGCAUUUUCUUCGGUUUAAUUCAAAACGUUUGGAAAGAUCAAUGAACUUCUACUGAAUUGAUAACUGCUUUGAAACUCAUCCCAGCAGUCUCUGAAGACAAUAAAGAAGUGGUAACAUGUCGGUGUCAACUGCGUGCCUCUCACGAUACUCAACAUAUUUUUGUUUAUAAUCAAACCUCUAGUAUUUCUUUUCCAGACUAGAUAAGCAAUUCUUAUCUUGUUACGC
This is a messenger RNA of Schistosoma haematobium, 12132 nucleotides long. RefSeq names its product WAS WASL interacting protein, member 3 (gene WIPF3). Gene Ontology annotation, cellular component: cytoplasm; actin filament. Gene Ontology annotation, molecular function: microtubule binding; actin binding. Bases 276 to 806 code for a protein of 176 amino acids. NCBI's taxonomy places the organism in Eukaryota, Metazoa, Platyhelminthes, Trematoda, Strigeidida, Schistosomatidae. Gene Ontology annotation, biological process: actin filament polymerization. The record is from RefSeq and is a predicted model, not a curated record. The transcript is spliced from 2 exons.